AAUCAGACGGGCCUCUGCGGCCGCCGUAGUUGAAACUCCUCGGCGCCGGAAGCCCCGCCGCCCCGCUUCCUGGUUCACGUGCGACCUUCGUUGUCUCUCUACCUCGAACUUGGCUUCGCGCAUGCAUCUGCCGAAGUCUUUCUAGAUCUAAUCGGCCCCAUCUCUCGUCUUCCCGAUUCGGCCAUGACCUCACCCGUAUCCUCGACGUAGGACCUCGGACUUCAUUUCCGCCACCCCGACACUUCCGGAAUCCCCGGAAGCGACCCGUUGCCAUGGCGACUGUGUACACAGCCUGGCAGCCCCGCGUGGGGAGUGCAGGUGGCUUCGGUUGUGGCCUUCGCGUCCCGGGAGCGUCGCUGCCUGGUGAACGCUAGAAUGGGUACUAGGAAAAAAGUUCACGCAUUUGUCCGUGUCAAACCCACCGAUGACUUUGCUCAUGAAAUGAUCAGAUACGGAGAUGACAAAAGAAGCAUCGAUAUUCACUUAAAAAAAGACAUUCGGAGAGGAGUUGUCAAUAACCAACAGACAGACUGGUCAUUCAAGUUGGAUGGAGUUCUUCACGAUGCCUCCCAGGACUUGGUUUAUGAGACAGUUGCAAAGGAUGUGGUUUCUCAGGCCCUCAAUGGCUAUAAUGGCACCAUCAUGUGUUAUGGGCAGACGGGAGCUGGCAAGACAUACACCAUGACGGGGGCAACUGAGAAUUACAAGCACCGGGGGAUCCUCCCUCGUGCCCUGCAGCAGGUUUUCAGGAUGAUCGAAGAACGCCCCACACAUGCCAUCACUGUGCGUGUUUCCUACUUGGAAAUCUAUAAUGAGAGCCUGUUUGAUCUCCUGUCCACUCUGCCCUAUGUUGGACCAUCAAUCACACCAAUGACCAUCGUGGAAAACCCUCAAGGAGUCUUCAUUAAGGGCUUGUCAGUUCACCUCACAAGUCAGGAGGAGGAUGCAUUCAGCCUCCUUUUUGAGGGUGAGACCAACAGGAUUAUAGCCUCCCACACUAUGAGCAAAAACUCUUCUAGAUCACACUGCAUUUUCACCAUCUACUUGGAGGCCCAUUCCCGGACCUUAUCAGAGGAAAAGUACAUCACUUCCAAAAUUAACUUGGUGGAUCUGGCAGGCUCAGAGAGGCUGGGGAAGUCUGGGUCUGAGGGCCGAGUCCUGAAAGAAGCCACCUACAUCAACAAAUCGCUGUCAUUCCUGGAGCAGGCCAUCAUUGCCCUCGGGGACCAGAAGCGGGACCACAUCCCCUUUCGGCAGUGCAAGCUCACCCACGCUCUGAAGGACUCGUUAGGGGGAAACUGCAAUAUGGUCCUCGUGACAAACAUCUAUGGAGAAGCUGCCCAGUUAGAAGAAACGCUAUCUUCUCUGAGAUUUGCCAGCAGGAUGAAGCUAGUCACCACUGAGCCUGCCAUCAAUGAAAAGUAUGAUGCUGAGAGAAUGGUCAAGAACCUGGAGAAGGAACUAGCACUGCUCAAGCAGGAGCUGGCCAUCCAUGACAGCCUGACCAACCGCACCUUUGUGACCUAUGAACCCAUGGAUGAAAUCCAGAUUGCUGAGAUCAACUCCCAGGUGCGGAGGUACCUAGAGGGGACGCUGGACGAGAUCGAUAUAAUCAACCUUAGACAGAUCAAGGAGGUGUUCAACCAGUUCCGGGUGGUUCUGAGCCAACAGGAACAGGAAGUGGAGUCCACUUUGCGCAGGAAGUACACCCUCAUUGACAGGAAUGACUUUGCAGCCAUUUCUGCCAUCCAGAAGGCGGGGCUUGUGGAUGUUGAUGGCCACCUAGUGGGUGAGCCUGAAAGACAAAACUUUGGACUCGGAGUCGCCCCUUUGUCUACCAAACCUGGGAAGAAAGCCAAGUCCAAGAAGACGUUCAAAGAGCCCCUUAGCUCCUUGGCAAGAAAGGAAGGUGCCAGCAGCCCUGUGAAUGGGAAGGACUUGGAUUACGUUUCCACCUCCAAGACCCAGCUGGUCCCAUCCUCCAAAGAUGGGGAUGUCAAAGACAUGCUUUCGCGGGACCGGGAAACUUCCAGCAUUGAGCCCCUUCCCUCAGACUCCCCGAAGGAGGAAUUACGCCCAAUUAGGCCCGACACCCCACCCUCCAAACCAGUGGCCUUUGAGGAGUUUAAGAACGAGCGAGGUAGUGAGAUCAACCGAAUUUUCAAAGAAAACAAAUCCAUCUUGAAUGAACGGAGGAAAAGGGCCAGCGAGACCACGCAGCGCAUCAAUGCCAUCAAGCGGGAGAUUGAUGUGACCAAGGAGGCCCUGGAUUUCCAGAAGUCACUGCGGGAGAAGCAAGGCGAGUAUGAAAACAAGGGGCUGAUGAUCAUCGAUGAGGAGGAAUUCCUGCUAAUCCUGAAGCUCAAAGACCUCAAGAAGCAGUACCGCAGCGAGUACCAGGACCUGCGUGACCUCAGGGCUGAGAUCCAGUAUUGCCAGCACCUAGUGGAUCAGUGUCGCCACCGCCUGCUCAUGGAAUUUGACAUCUGGUACAAUGAGUCCUUUGUCAUCCCUGAGGACAUGCAGAUGGCAUUGAAGCCAGGCGGCACCAUCCGGCCAGGCAUGGUCCCUGUGAACAGGAUUGUGUCUCUGGGAGAAGAUGACCAGGACAAAUUCAGCCAGCUGCAGCAGAGGGUGCUUCCUGAGGGCCCUGAUUCCAUCUCCUUCUACAAUGCCAAAGUCAAGACAGAGCAGAAGCAUAAUUACUUGAAAACCAUGAUGGGUCUCCAGCAGGCACAUAGAAAAUAGAACCACAUCGCCGUACCUUAAAGGACAAGACCAGCAACUCUAACCUACUGUAGUGGAGCUGCUCAACCACCUGCCUAGAGCUGCAGCCCCUCUACUCCAAGGCUGGGACCCAGGACAGAGAACACAUAUGGCCUGCAUGCUGGGAGGAGUAUCCUCCAAGGACAACCUUGCUCCUCUUCACAGAGCACUUUGGGUUUUAAUUCACUGUCUUACAUGCAGGGACAGGAUAAAAUAACUUUCUAGUUUAGACUUU
This is a messenger RNA of Rhinopithecus roxellana (golden snub-nosed monkey), 3001 nucleotides long. RefSeq names its product kinesin family member 9 (gene KIF9). The record is from RefSeq and is a predicted model, not a curated record. Lineage: Eukaryota; Metazoa; Chordata; Mammalia; Primates; Cercopithecidae. The transcript has 21 exons. Gene Ontology annotation, molecular function: microtubule motor activity; microtubule binding; ATP binding. The coding region runs from base 376 to 2748 and encodes 790 amino acids. Gene Ontology annotation, biological process: microtubule-based movement.